Messenger RNA from Colletotrichum orchidophilum, 867 nucleotides. RefSeq names its product fructose-bisphosphate aldolase. The coding region runs from base 1 to 867 and encodes 288 amino acids. The record is from RefSeq and is a predicted model, not a curated record. Gene Ontology annotation, molecular function: aldehyde-lyase activity; zinc ion binding. NCBI's taxonomy places the organism in Eukaryota, Fungi, Ascomycota, Sordariomycetes, Glomerellales, Glomerellaceae. The transcript has a single exon. Gene Ontology annotation, biological process: carbohydrate metabolic process.
AUGCCUCGACCUUCACUUGCGGAUAACCGCACUAUGAAGAUCCUCAACGCUGCAAAGCAAGGGGGCUAUGCAGUCGCCGGUUUCUGCUGCUACAACCUCGAAGCCGUGGUAGCAUCCGUCAGGGCAGCAGAAGCAACCUCUUCGCCAGCAGUGGUGCAACUCUUCCCAUGGGCGAUGGAGUACGCAGGCAGCGCACUCGUCCGCGCCGCGGCAGAACUCUGCCACAGCUCCUCCGUGCCAGUAUCGCUGCAUCUCGAUCACUGCCAGACGCCAGAGCUGGUCCGACGCGCCGCGGAUAUCCCCGACGGCUUCGAUAGUAUUAUGGUUGACAUGAGCCACUACGAGAAAGAAGAGAAUCUGGCUCUCACUCGCGAGCUGGUCGAGUACUGCCACCAGCGCGGUAUCGCAACGGAGGCAGAGCCCGGGCGCAUCGAAGGUGGCGAAGACGGCGUGGCUGAGACGAUAGAUCUAGAGGGGGUGCUCACGACACCAGAGCAAGCUGAAGAGUUUGUCGCGACUGGAAUCGAGAUGCUGGCACCCGCCUUCGGUAACGUGCACGGCGAAUACGGUCCGCGGGGAAUCAAGCUGGAGUAUGAUCGGCUCGAAAACACCAACAAAGCGGUCGGAGAACGGGUCAGGCUCAUCCUUCACGGGGCGGAUCCGUUUACAGAGGAAAUCUACAACCGCUGCAUCAAAGCUGGAGUGACGAAGAUAAACAUCAACAAAGGCAUCAACAACCACUACGUCUCAUCUCAGGAAACAGCUCGGGGCCGUCCAAUUACUGCGACAAUUGAAGCUGGCACGAAAGAGAUGCAGAAGGCGUGCGAAACUUACAUGCGAUGGUUUGGCUCGGCAGGAAAGGCUUAG